CGUCUUCAUGCCCCGUCACUACGAUUGUUCCCUUGACUACUGAGUGAACGCUUCGACAGAAUCAUGUUGUCUUUCAGAGCUACAUUUUCUGGAAAGACAUUUACGGCAAAGCGUCUCGCUGUUUGCGAUGCAAUAGAGCACAUCCAAACCCGGUUGCUAAGUGACGUCAAGAAACCGCAAGGAUUUCGUCCGCGACGUCGACCAGCUCGAGGCUACCGCCCUGUCAAACCCGUCACGAAAAAGGCUAGAGAUUUGAUUCCGAACAACGACCGCAAAUUCGUUACGAUUGGGAAUGUCGCGAAUCCUCGGGAUGAGCUCGAAGCCGAAUUUGGGCCUAUAGGCGCGCAAAUUUUUCGUGAUAUGCAAGGAGAGAAAGCGAAUGCAGGAGCGACGGACGAUCCGAUUGAAGACCAAUUGCGUAUGGCGGACUAUCUUACAGCUGAGCCGGGCUCGGUUGAAGACUUGGUGGCCCAGCGCCGUUUCAAGAUGGAAGCACUCACAGAGGAUGAGCACGAACAAUUUUUGGAAGAUUUGGAUGAAUUCGUCAGAAAAGGACAAGAGGUGUCGAUGAUGCCUGACGAUACUGACUACAUUCCGCCAAAAAAGAGUAAAAAUGAAAAAGUGACGUCGAAUCUCCGUAUUGGAGAAGAUCAAAAAAGCGAUAUGAAUGAAGAAGAACCGGAAGUCCGUUUGGACCCCAACCAGCAUGUGCACGGCGAGUGGAGUGAAAUGUUGAUUACAGUUGGUCGUACCACUAAGCUUUGGCGGGGUGGUCGCUUGGAAAGCUAUCGUGCUCUGGUUAUUGGUGGGAACACAAAUGGAUGUGGAGGUUUCGGCAUAGGAAAAUCAUGGGACCCGGUCCUUGCCGUAGACGUUGCAGGUCGCAACUGUAAAAAAAACAUCUUCUUUGUUGAUAGGUACCAAAAUGAUGGAAUUACUCGAGACUUGGUCGGGAAGCAGAAUUCCUGUAUAGCGAAAGUGAUGUCUCGAGAUAACGGUUUGCACGGAAAUCCAUUGAUGCGCGAAAUAUUGAAGCGUUUCGGAAUAACAAAUGCGUCCUGUAAAGCUCACGGAAAUCGAAAUCCCUUCAAUGUUGUCCGUGCAACAUUUAAGGCCCUGAUGACCCAUGAAUCUCUCGAAGAUAUUGCAUUAAAGCGUGGGAAGCGUAUUUUGAGCCUCGAUCGAGCCAUGAGAAUGCAAGUGUAG
This is a messenger RNA of Phaeodactylum tricornutum CCAP 1055/1, 1206 nucleotides long. RefSeq lists its product with no specific name. The coding region runs from base 64 to 1206 and encodes 380 amino acids. Gene Ontology annotation, molecular function: RNA binding; structural constituent of ribosome. Gene Ontology annotation, biological process: translation. The transcript has a single exon. The record is from RefSeq and is a predicted model, not a curated record. Lineage: Eukaryota; Bacillariophyta; Bacillariophyceae; Surirellales; Neidiaceae. Gene Ontology annotation, cellular component: ribosome.